AUGUCCAUGUUGCCGUGUCGUGUGUUGUGUCUUUUGGCCAUUGUGUUCUGCUGUGUGGGUGUGGCUCAUGCUGAUGCUCUUUCACCAUAUUUUGUGAAUUUGGUGAAGGAAGCAAACGAAUUGGCUGAAAAAACUUCUAAACUUAAGGUGGAGUGCGACAACGCGGCCACGGCUGCUCGACAGGCCGGGGAAGAAGCUCAUGUAUUUGCUAACGAAAUUUUAUCUUCACUUGAUAAAAUUGCUGCUGAUCCAAAAGAGGUGGAGGAAAGGAAGAGUAAAGGUCAAAAACUCAUUGAUAAUGCAACGAAGGCUGCAGAGAAAGCAGAAAAAGUGCGCGACGAAACUUCAGAGAGUGCAAGGGCAACUGAAGACAAAGCCAUGUUUCCUGGUGUACCAGAAGAAAAAGUUGAGGGGGCAAAGAAAGCAGCUGAAGAGGCAGACAAAGCGGUACAGGCUGCUAUUAAUGAUAUCGACGCUGCGAAAACUUAUGCUAAACAUGUGGAAGAUGCCCUGCAGAAACUCGAAACCGCAGUUUCUGCUGCCAAGGAGAAGAAAGAAAAACAGUUGGAGUCUCAGGAACAGAUAAAGGAAACAUCUCUUGGUGAGCAGCAAGGCCUUACAGAAGGAAAUAAGGUGGAGCAAACACAAGAAAAACAAAAACAGCACUACCGUUCUACUGUUACUAUUAAUAUCCACGGAGAUAAUCUUGACGCCCUACUCAAUGGUGCAGCGAAUAACAGUGGUAUGGCAUUAAAUGACGGCAGCAGCAGCCCUGCGUUACUGCGUGUUCAACUCCUGCUGCUGCUGCUGCUCUCUGUGCUGGGCUGCAUGGCCGUGUGCUGA
Molecule: messenger RNA, 843 nt
Organism: Trypanosoma theileri
Lineage: Eukaryota; Euglenozoa; Kinetoplastea; Trypanosomatida; Trypanosomatidae
Exons: 1
Coding region: 1-843 (280 amino acids)
Source: RefSeq, a predicted model, not a curated record